Oryza sativa Japonica Group (Japanese rice) is the source of this 2267-nucleotide messenger RNA. RefSeq lists its product as uncharacterized. NCBI's taxonomy places the organism in Eukaryota, Viridiplantae, Streptophyta, Magnoliopsida, Poales, Poaceae. The record is from RefSeq and is a predicted model, not a curated record.
AAGCUAGGGGAGAGCUUGAGCUUCUUGGCCGGCAAUGGCGCCGGCGCGCGGGUUCGUGGAGAGGCUGAGCACGGUGGAAGGGCGGCUGCUGCGGCUGGAGGUGGUCGUCCUCGCCAGCGCCGUCGUCCUGGCGGCGCUGGUGCUGUACGGCGCCACCCGCCGCCGGAGCAGCGACAAGCUCCUCCGCGGCGUGAUGUGGAUGGCCUACUCGCUGUCCUACGUGGUGGUGUCCUACGCCGUGGGGCUGAUCCAGGACGGGCCGUUCCGCGGCGAGACGUUCGUGCUGUGGGCGGCGGCGCUGCUGCUGAUCCAGGCGAGCGCGUACGCGGCGCCGGUGCACAGCCGCCGCGAGUUCAGCCAGCGGAAGAAGCUGCUGCUGCAGCACGUCCUCCAGACCGCGCUCGUGCUCUGGCUCAUCGCCAACGCCACCGGCCGGAACGCCAGCUACCGGGCCGCGAUCUGGGCGUUCUGGUGCCUCAACGUCCUCAAGACGGUGGCCAAGAUCGUCGAGAUGAUCAAGGCCAGCAUCCCCGACCAGUCCGUCAAGCUGAUCGCCGACUACAUGGACGUCGAGGAGUCGCUCGCCGGUGUCGGCGACGGCGAGCCGCCGGACCCGACGACGAUGAAGGGCUACAGGUACAUCUUCCACGGCGAGGACACCAUGGUGCCGGCGACCCGCGACGACAUGGUGAGGCAGAGCGACGGCAAGUCGGUGGUCACCAUCGACCGCGUGUACCGGUGGAUCGACGACGAGCCCGGGUACAGCGGCGUGGAGAAGGACAUGGCGAGGGACUUCUGCCUCGCGUUCGCGCUGUUCAAGCUGCUGAAGCGGCGGUUCUACGGCUUCGUCCCGGCGGAGGCCGGCUCGCCGAGGGCGCGGGACCUCGUCUGCGGCGGCCUCAUCCGGCCGGCCGUCACGGGGCCCGACGCCGCGUUCCGCGUCGUCGAGGCGGAGCUCGCGUUCCUCUACGACGAGUUCUACACCCGCAACGUCGUGCUCGUCGGCGCCAGGACCUACGUCUGCAUCGCCGCCGCCGUGGCCGGGAUCACCAUGUGGACGGCGUUCUUCGGCACGCUCGGCCCGGGCUACCACCGCCUCCGCAUCGGCGUGCGCGGCCUCGACCGCUCCGUCACGGUGCUGAUCGUCGUGAUCACCGCCGGCCUCGAGCUCUGCCAGGCGGUGGCCGGCUUCUCCAGCAACUGGAGGUACGUCAAGACGGUGUACCGCUGCGUGCGCGACGACCAGCCGUGGACGAACAGGCGGCACGGCCACCUCUGGUGGAAGGAGAGCAUCACGCCGCCGGCGACGAGGUACUGGGACGACAAGGUCGGCCAGUACGUGCUCCUCAAGCGGUUCGGCCACCGGCCAUGGAACAUCCUGUCGUGGCUGACGCUCUACCUGGUGGAGCCGCGGCGGCAGGGGCAGAAGCGCGGCCGGAGGAAGCGCCUGCCGCAGGAGGUCCGGCGAGCGGUGCUCGUGUCGCUCAAGGCGAGCUACGGCCACCUCACCAAUGGCGUCUCCACGCUGCGGAGGCACGGCCUGACGCCGCAGCUGGAGUGGGCGUGCGCGUUCCCCAAGCUCACCGACCAGAUCCUGGUGUGGCACGUCGUCACCACCCGCUUAGACUGGACGAGCGGCGGCGGCCAUGGCCGGAGCCGCCGCCGCGACAACGGCGGCGACGUGAACAGGGUCGUGGCGACGAAGCUGUCGAACUACUGCGCCUACCUGGUCGCGUUCGUGCCGGAGAUGCUGCCGGACCCGAGCUACAACGCGGAGCAGAUGUUCGACACGGCGGUGCAGCAGGCGAGGGACCACCUGGGCGGCUGCAGGACGGAGAGCGCCGUGCUCCAGAGGCUGCAGGAGAUCGAGGACGAGGAGCGGCGCGGCGCCGUGCGCGAGAGGGCGGGCAGCGCCACCGUCAUCGAGAAGGCGGCGCUGCUCGGCGGGCAGCUGAGGGCGGCCGUGGACGAGGCGCGGCGGUGGCAGGUGCUGGCCGAGUUCUGGGCGGAGUUCAUCCUGUUCCUCGCGCCGUCGGACAACGUGGACAUCCACGCCGAGGUGCUCGGCGCCGGCGGCGAGUUCAUGACGCAGCUGUGGGCGCUGCUCUCCCACGCCGGCGUCCUGGAACGGCCGGCCGUCGCCGCGACGCCGUCGCCACCGACGGUGUGAUCAGAUUGAUCGAUGGUUAUGUUCGAGAUCGUGCAAGCUAGAUAGGGGAUGCAAAUUUAGUUGCUCCAUCCAUGAAUUCAUUUUAUAUUUUGAAACA